UCUCGAAAGCUGCCCCAAGUUUCGGGUUUCCGAUCCGAAUAAAAUUCGGGUUGAUGUUUGGAACCGUGUGGUUGUGCUCCUCAGGACUGGCAGGUGACUCACUUUGAUCAGAUUAGAAUGUGGGUUCUAUUGGGUUUCUUUUGAUUUUCAUGUUUGUGGCAUACAAAAAAAUGUUGCUUCUGUUCAACUUUUUUGUUUGGUUGGUGAGAGAAUGAAAGUCGAAACUGUCUCCAUCACUAGGACAAUGGUCUUAUUAGGCUUAGUGGAAUAGAGGUUUUUGUUCUUUAAAAUCUAAGUAAAAGUUACCAACUUGAGUCUAAACUUGGUUUUAACCGUGUAUUUUGAAAAACUAGAAUUUGGGUCUAUUUGGCAUUCCCUUUUGCUAUCAAGUUUCAUCUUUGGUAUCUAUUAUUGGAUGGCUUCCUAUUUUUAUUAUCAUUUUGUAAAUUAUAGCUUUAUAUGAACCUCUUGUGGGGUGAAAGAUUUCGAUUGUUUCAAUGAAUCAAAUGAGCAGUCGUCUUUGUUUGAUAGCCUAAAGCAAUGUGGAUCUCUAUUAUCUGGGCUAAAUGGUAAUGUUGAUAAAUGUGUACAUGCAGUAGGUGAAGAUUGUAGGACUACAUUUUGGACUUACCAAAUUGGUGAAAAGGAUGGGGUAUUAGAUUCAUUCCAACCUGAUGAACAGCUCAAGAGGAAGAAGAAAAUUUCAUAUGUUAGGAGACGAAGAGAUGUAUAUCAGACUCUUGGACCCAGUUCUGCAGCUGAAUCAGCCACUCUGCUGGCAUUUGGAAGUCUUUUCACCUCUCCAUAUAGAGGUUCAGAGCUGUACAUCGAUAUUCAUGAAGCUCCAAGAGAUCAGCGGAUACAGUCUUUGAUUAAAAAGAUUGAAUUUCUUCAUUUUCUCCCCGACAUUUUGAGUGCAGGAAAGGAGUUUGCUGAUAAGAACAUAAAUGCCCAUUUUCUUUGUGCACAGCUCAGAUUGUUAGAUGGGCAGUUCAAGAAUCAUUGAAAAGCUACUUUUCUGAGUUUAAAACAGAAAGUAGAAUCUUUGGGACAGAGUCCACUCCCUAUUCAUAUUUUUGUGAUGACUGAUCUUCCUGAAGGUAAUUGGAGUGGAAGUUACUUGGGGGAUUUGGCUAGAGAUUCACAUCAUUUUAAGCUGCAUUUUCUGAGAGAAGAAGAUGAGUUAGUGAUAAAAACAUCCAAAAAAGUUGUGGCUGCUAAGCAUAGCCUGAGGUUUGCAUUUGUUCCAGAGAGCAUGGGUGGACUAAAAAAACAUUGCCCUUCUGAGAGAUUACCUGAUGUACUUCUAUUCAUAGAGGAAGCUGUUUGCAGCUGCGCUUCACUUGGUUUUGUUGGGACUGCGGGGUCUACUAUUGCAGAGAGUGUAGAGCUUAUGAGAAAAUUUGGCACAUGUGCAAGCCAAAGUCUGACUGCAUUGUGACAAGUGGCUUGGUAUGAUAAAAAGUAAAAACUAAACUCAUUGAAGGUGGUAUUAGUUUAUGAGAAGAAAUUUCUAUGGUUAAGGGUUGUAGAAGUAUGCUUUACAAGCCUUCCACUUGAAUAGUCUUGCAGUAAAAGAUGAUGGGAGCAGCAGUCUUCGGAUAUUUUUUAUGCUUUCUUGCGAUUCUUGUGAUCCAGCCAGCAUUUCAUCCAAAUCUUCUGUUUGUUGAAGGCACAGAAAACUAUUAAGGAAGAAAUUUCCUCAUGUCAGGAUUCAACUCCACUGAGGUUGCAGUUUAUUGAAGGUCAAUGUAAAUAUCUUACAGUCUCAAGGAGAAGAAAGAGGAUACUUCUCAGAUUUGACAUGUGAUCUGCUCUCUCCCUUUUGAUCUCCAUCCACUCAGAACAGUUAGAUCAGUUCCGAUUAAAGUUCAUUGUUGAUCUCUUUUUUCCUCUUCCAGUACAUGGCUGUCUAUUUGAUUAAAGCAUGGAAAGGAUGUGAUCUGUUGCUUCUUCCAAAUUCUUACUCAAUGGGUUGACCUUUAGAUCAACCUCUCUCUCUCUUGGCCUGGUGUUCCAUGGACUGAAGACAAACAUAGGAUGUUUUUACUUGGACUACAGAAGCUUGGCAAAGGUGAUUGGCAUGGAAUAGCUCGCAAUUAUGUUAUAUCAAGGACACCUACUCAAGUGGCCAGCCAUGCUCAAAAAUAUUUCAUCAGGCAAACCAAUAUAUAUUGGAGAAAGAGACGUUCCAGCCUGUUUGAUAUUAUAGCAGAUGAAUCAGCCGACACGCCGAUGGUUCCUCAUGACUUCUUAUCUGUCAACGACUCACAGGCUGAAACACAGAGCAAUCCUCCAUUGCCUGCUCAUCCUGCCCUGGACGAAGAAUGUGAAUCGAUGGAAUCUAUCAACUCCAGUGAUGGAGAUCCUAUUCCUCCGAAGACAGAGAGCUCACAACCUUGCUUCCCAGUGGUAUAUCCUGCUUAUAUCUCUCCAUACUUCCCCUUUCCUUUGCCAUAUUGGUCAAGAUACAACACUCCAGAGGCAACUAAGAAGGAGGAGACACAUGAGGUUCUCAAGCCAACUGCAGUACAUUCGAAGAGCCCGAUCAAUGUUGAUGAGCUGGUUGGCAUGUUGAAACUGAGCUUAGGAGAAUCUAUUGGUCAUGCUGGUCCAUCCUCUCUUUCACUAAAGCUGCUUGAAGGAUCUUCUAGGCAGUCUGCCCUUCAUGCAAAUCCAGCCUCUGGAAGUUCAAACAUCAAUUCAAGUAGCAGCCCAAUCCAUGCAGUUUGAUGGACAGCAUUUCUGAGCUCAAGAUCAUAGGUUAGCUUGAUGAUGGAUGAGCUUUACAGUUUACUGUUAAUACAGGACUGAUAAUGUGCAGUUUGGUUUGGUUUAGUUUUGGACUAAUAAGGUUGUUUUUAAUUAAAUUAAUUAACUAAAUUCA
Messenger RNA from Quercus lobata, 2887 nucleotides. RefSeq names its product transcription factor KUA1-like. The transcript has 3 exons. The coding region runs from base 2041 to 2733 and encodes 230 amino acids. Gene Ontology annotation, biological process: response to ethylene; response to gibberellin. The record is from RefSeq and is a predicted model, not a curated record. Gene Ontology annotation, molecular function: DNA binding. NCBI's taxonomy places the organism in Eukaryota, Viridiplantae, Streptophyta, Magnoliopsida, Fagales, Fagaceae.